Parathielavia appendiculata is the source of this 2398-nucleotide messenger RNA. RefSeq lists its product as uncharacterized. Lineage: Eukaryota; Fungi; Ascomycota; Sordariomycetes; Sordariales; Chaetomiaceae. The transcript is spliced from 5 exons. Bases 279 to 2255 code for a protein of 658 amino acids. The record is from RefSeq and is a predicted model, not a curated record.
GGGCCUUGUCUGGAGAGACACGUUGAGAUCCCGUCUCGCAGUCGCACCACCUCCCAUAGCACACGGCCGAGCGCCGCAACUCAUGAGUCGGCCCUUCUCCAUUUCGAGAUCGCGUCACCAGGCGCAGACAGAUCCUGGACGGAUGCAUACAGCACGCGCUGGACCGUUUCGAUGACGACUGACCAUUGAUUUUACAGCUGAGGACCUCGUCCGCCGAGAGGAACUUGAGCGAAGACAAGAGAACAGGGAUCGCAUUCGCGCCCAGUAGGCAGAUCAACAUGGGAACAAUGUUUCUCAGCCAUGAGGAGUUAGGCAAGAAGGACGACGACCACAAGCCGACCAAGCUCCCCUCGAUUCAUCCGCGAUGGAGCGCUGCUACUGGAACCCCGAGGAGCAGGAUGCUCAAAAGGCUUGCGAUUGCCUUUGCCCUGGGCGUCUUCAUCUAUCUGUUCCUAGGCAACCUACCGACUGACGUACCCAUCCGUGACCGACGCCGCCCCAUAUAUCGCCCCGAGUUCGAAGCUGGUAGGCCCAGUGCGCCGGGCCCGAUGCCGAAGCUGACGACCGGUCGGAAGCCCCAAUAUCCGAACCUCACGCCCGCUCGGCCUGUUCAGCCGGAUGCUGUCUCACUUCAGGCUGCUUACAACGGGCCCAUCGUGUUUCCAAGGCUCCGCUCCACGCUCCAGGCGAUACACGCUACGGACGGAAGCUCGCCUGUCAAUAAGAAUGUGUUAUACGCUGCCGCAAGCUUGAAGAGCGCUGCGUUGCUGUUGCCAAUGGCGUGCCAAAUGGCAGAUGAGUUGAGGAACUAUGUCCAUUUUGCCUUGGUUGGCGGGAGCGAGAUUGACCUGCAGGAGCUCCGUGCUGUCAAUGGCAUUGAUAACUCUUGUCAAGUCAUAUUCCAUGACGCUCGCCCCGAUUAUGCAGGAGCCUCAGCUCCUGAACGUCUACGGCAGAGUUCAGUCCGUGCCUUGUACCACAUCCACAAUCACAUGCACCCACAGGCUGUGAUUGUCGAUGCUUCGGAUUUAGAGGAAGACUACUUUCUGGCCGGAUUCAGGAAGCAAGCUCCAGUCUCAGGCAUCCCGCUCAUUGAAUUGCCUGAACAUGCGCAUUCCAGGCUCGCCUGGACUACAAAACUGGACAGCUCGUCGUUGGCAGCUUGGGACAAAAUCAGCAUCGACAUCCUGAUCAACGCCCAGCCCGCUGCCUCGGGGAACCUCAUCCAUCUGCUCAAGUCCUUGUCGGCUGCCGACUUCUCGGCGGGAUCGGUUCCGCAUUUGACAAUUGAACUGCCUCCUGAUGUGGAUGGUGCAACGACCGAAUUUCUGAAAGCCUUCCAGUGGCCCCCCCCCGGUUCCAGUCGACCCUCUUACCCUAGGCAGCUCACCCUCAGGCACCGCAUACCACAGGGUCGGCUGACCGAGGAGGAGAGUUCUGUACGGUUCAUCGAGUCGUUUUGGCCAAGCAGUCCGCAGUACUCACAUGUGCUGGUCCUGUCGCCGCAGGCCCAGGUUUCGUCCCAGUUCUUCAAUUACCUCAAAUAUUCUGUGCUACACUACCUAUACUCGAAAGCGGCUCUCACGCAGGAGUGGGAUUCGAGGCUGCUCGGUAUUAGCCUCGACCUGCCUUCGACCCAUCUAGAUGGCUCAAAGCCGUUCACGCCUCCUUCGGGAAAAGGAGAGAUCCCGUUGCUCUGGCAGGCUCCAAACAGCAACGCUGCCCUCUUCACGGGGCAGAAGUGGACUGAGCUACACGCAUUCGUCUCCAAGUUGCUCGAAUUCCAACACAGAACUCAGCCGCUGCCUUCCUUCUUCACCGACAAGCUUGUCAGCAGGAGGUAUCCUUCAUGGCUGGAACACGCCCUGAAGCUCUCGCGUGCCCGGGGUUACUGGACCCUUUACCCGAGCGAAGCGACGGCCAAAAGUCUGGUUACCGUGCACAGCGAGCUUUACAGAGCCCCCGAAGAGUACGAGAGGGAGGCAGCGAAGGAGAUGCCAGGGAAUGCCCCGUUGCCCGUCUCAGGACGAACGCUCCUCGAGAGCUUGCCUAGGGAUGGCAGCCUGUUACCAUUCGACGAGAUGCCACUGUUGCUUUGGGACGGGAGGGUUACUGAACUCUCGAAUUUGGAUAAUGCUGCGGCAGCCUAUGCGAACGAAUUCAGACGUGCGGUAGGGGGUUGCCAGGCUCUGGCACCAGAGGACCUCGUCGCUAAAGCGUCGAUGAAGGAUCUGUUUUGCAUGAAGGAUGAAUGAAGGAGUCGGCUUUGAUACGGAAUUCCGGAUUGACGAUGCUGGACAAACUAUCUUUAUAUAUAACGUUAUAUAUAACGUGAUCCACCAUUGACUCGGACCCCCCAUUGACUCGGACACAUUUUCCCCCACCAUAACCACCCAAC